GGCGCAAAGUGCAACCGCGAGAAAGAUAGCGCAUCUGUUUUGGAGGAGUGAGUGAGUGCAGAGAAAGGUUUCUCGUUUCGUUUCACUCGUCGCGUUUCACCCGUUCGACGAGUGACGUGCCUCGGGUCUUCGUCGGUGGGGAAGAGGAUUGUUCUUGGAUUUUAGCGCAAAUAGAGAAGACGCGGGCUUUCGUCCUCGCGAAAAAUUUAUCACGCGACUGUGCGUCUUAACCUUUUCUAUUGUUUAAAUGCAAUUAAAGUGGGCUGCUGGCCGCAGUGUGUGAUUCCUGCGGAUCGACGACUAUCCUCACGUCAAUUUCGCAGCGAUCGACCGAUGCAUAGUACUUCGAUGGAGCUUAUUCGCGCGUGACACCAACUUUUGGGACACCAGGCUCGACUUUCGCCAGGUAGCCCCAAUUCCGAUCUACCACGUGUUAUAAGCUUUACUUUGUUCCGGAUAUUGUAUUCAUAUUUAUCCUUGCCGCGACGCUUGCACGACAUAAAAGCUUACAGAGAUUUUGGUAGCUGUCUACAUUUACGUUACUGUGGCAGCUUUUAUUUUCCUACAUACGAUCAACAUGUUUACCACAUGACAUGAACUUCAUUUUAUGACAAGUACAUAAUAUCACUAAUAUUUAUGGAAAUUAUCUUUGCGUCACAUUUUAUGACACAAAAUAUGAAAAAUUUUAUUACAUGCAAUAACGGUUUAACAAGUAUUUAAUGUAACUUUUGACACCACAUUUAUGCUUUAUAAAUAUUUUUAAGUAGUGUAUGAACGUCACAUUGUCUACGCAUUAAAGACAAUAAUAUUCACACAAUAAAGGGCCAUAUAGAGAAAAUGAAUAGCAGGCUUGAAGAACAGGAGUCAAAAUGGACAUGUGAAUAUUGUACAUACGAGAAUUGGCCUUCAUCGUUGAAAUGCACAAUGUGCAGAGGUGCCAAGCCUUUAUUAGGGGAGGAUAUUUACCGCCUACGAGAUCCAAGCCCACAAAGGUCUGGAUCAAAUGUCGCAUCUGGUCCAGUAACUCAUUUAAGUCCAACAGAUUCUUACAAUGUUAGUUGUCAAAAUGUACCAUUGGGAAAGUGGUCUUGUGCAAUGUGUACCUAUCUUAAUUAUCAAAAUACCACACGUUGUGUUCAGUGUGGAAAUAGGAAACCUACAGGUCUCAAUCAGUCGAUACACUCGACUGUAGCCUCGAAUUUGCAUGAACACCUAGCACCUCUUAGGCUAGGAGAUCCACCACCAAACUCAGGAUCAAAUCCUCCUCCAAUAAACUUACACCCAGAAAGAUAUUAUAACUUACAAGCAAAUUUACAUCCCGAGAAAUGGUCUUGCCUUGUGUGUACUUAUGAAAAUUGGCCAAAAGCCACAAAGUGUGUGAUGUGUGGUAAUCCUAAAGAAAAAGAUAGAAGAGACAGAACAACCAAUAACAUGGGUGUUAUUUUACCAAGCCCAGAAAGAGAUCAUAGCCAGCGUAACUUACCUUCUCCGCCUCAUACACCUUAUAUUCAUCAAACCCAGAGGGAUGAGAAUUUGGCUGUGGGACGAAGGAAUUCACAUAGAUAUCCUGAUAGCAGAAAUGACAAUUUGUCAACUCCUCAAUCCCCUAAUAAUUGUGACUAUGAGCGUAGACUAAAACAGUUGAGGCGUCAUACUGAUUGGUGCUGGUUAAAUGCGUGUCUUGGCAUUGUGGAAGGUGACAAUGCUCCUGUUGAAGCUUAUUUGGCAAGUGGUGGUGAUCCUGCUCGUCAAUUGACGCAUUCAGAAGUUCUGCUUCUAAAUAGAAGUAGUGCUUUUGAUGUUGGACAUACCUUAGUACAUUUAGCUAUUAGAUUUCAAAGAGAGGAUAUACUAGCGACAUUAUUAUCACAAAUCGAGGGUUCUGGAUCUGGAGUAAAAAGAGUACCAAGUUAUGUUGCACCAGAUUUGGCUGCUCAAAUUCGCAGACAUGUCACUAAUAGUAUCCGGUUACGCAAGGGUUCUUUCCCAUGUUAUUUUGUCACUGAUAUAGCUACAUUUGCUUUGCCUGCUGAGGUCGAAGAUUUACCAAGUAUAGUGCAAGAACAGAUGUUGGAAGAGUUAUUAGAUAAAGAAGCUCAACAACAAUUAGAAGGUGGCGGCGGAGAACCACCAGCACUGAAUUGGUCUUUAGAAAUUACCGAACGUUUAGGAAGUCGUUUACAUGCACUUUGGAAUAGAUCUGCUGGCGAUUGUUUAUUAGAUUCUGCUAUGCAAGCUACUUGGGGUGUUUUUGAUCGAGAUAAUGCUUUAAGAAGAGCUCUUGCUGACACUUUACAACAAGCUGGUCAAUUUUUUUAUCCUCGAUGGAGAGAAUACGAAGCGUCUCAAGCAUCUAGAAUGUUGGAUUUUACAUUAGAAGAGACUCAAUGGCAAGAAGAUUGGGAAAGCUUAUUAGCAACAGCUGCUCAACCAGGAAGCGCUCUAGAGCAGCUACACGUAUUUGCCCUAGCCCAUAUUUUAAGGCGACCUAUUAUUGUUUAUGGCGUUAAAUAUGUUAAAAGUUUUAGAGGGGAAGAUAUAGGUUAUGCAAGAUUCGAAGGUGUUUAUCUUCCACUUUUAUGGGAACCUUCAUUUUGUAUUCGCUCACCUAUUGCUUUGGGUUAUACACGCGGUCAUUUCACGGCUUUAGUUCCCAUCGAGCCAUACACAUCGUCUAGAAUACCACCUCUUUCGUCUCAUGGUGGUGUAGGCUUGGGUGGCGGUAAUGGUCCACUUCAACAGCUGCAAAUACAGAUGCAGACUACAUUCAUGCCUUUAAUGGACCGAGAACAUAAACUCUUACCAAUACAUUUUUUGAGUCUAGAAGAAGUAGGCCGCGAAGAAUCUAUUUUAAAGGAAUGGCUCGAUGUAUGCAGGACCGAAGGUGGUAUUCUUGUUGCGCAACAAAAACUACACAAAAGACCCUUAUUAGUAGCACAAAUGCUAGAAGAAUGGCUAAAUCAUUAUCGGAGACUCGCUCAAACUAACAACGCACCCUUUUUGAGACCAGCAGUUUUACAAGAUUACAGUAGCGAUGGAGACACAGAAGAUGAAUAACAAGGCGGAAUGCUUUAAGUUAUCGAAGUUCAACCGAGAAGACUUUUUCUAUGAUUUGCCCAAAACUAAUUGUAUCGCAAGAUCUCAGAGAUUCGCAACUUUCUGCUGAA
Bombus impatiens (common eastern bumble bee) is the source of this 3167-nucleotide messenger RNA. It is a transcript of the gene trbd, whose product is annotated as ubiquitin thioesterase trabid. Gene Ontology annotation, biological process: protein deubiquitination involved in ubiquitin-dependent protein catabolic process; positive regulation of Wnt signaling pathway; protein K29-linked deubiquitination. Gene Ontology annotation, molecular function: cysteine-type deubiquitinase activity; K63-linked polyubiquitin modification-dependent protein binding. Bases 838 to 3057 code for a protein of 739 amino acids. Gene Ontology annotation, cellular component: nucleus; cytoplasm. The transcript is spliced from 8 exons. Lineage: Eukaryota; Metazoa; Arthropoda; Insecta; Hymenoptera; Apidae. The record is from RefSeq and is a predicted model, not a curated record.